Molecule: messenger RNA, 327 nt
Organism: [Torrubiella] hemipterigena
Lineage: Eukaryota; Fungi; Ascomycota; Sordariomycetes; Hypocreales; Clavicipitaceae
Source: the annotation of a GenBank genome assembly
AUGCUCUGCCCCUAUCUUAUAUUUGCGCGCUUCAACGAUGACUUGAAGACGGCCGCGUCGCUGAAGGUGAUUCCAGCCCUCGAUCACUUCAUUGACGUCUUCGCACCUAUUCCCCCAAAAGAUUCCAAUGAUAAAUGGACGCAAAUAUUUAUCGACAUGAUUCUUCUAGGCGCCACGGCUGGCUUUGGUAGAACAAUUACCGGUGCGCUGUCAGCAUUGCCCGAAUUCUCAAAAUCAAACUCGUACGUUACAGAAGCUGCGGUCAAAACUCUUGUGGGAGGCGCAACCGAUAAGAUCAAAGAACUCCGAGAUAAGAAGGGACUGUAA